Molecule: messenger RNA, 715 nt
Organism: Drosophila subpulchrella
Lineage: Eukaryota; Metazoa; Arthropoda; Insecta; Diptera; Drosophilidae
Product: mitochondrial transcription rescue factor 1
Exons: 3
Coding region: 38-607 (189 amino acids)
Source: RefSeq, a predicted model, not a curated record
GUUUGUUAUCGUAAUUUUUAAGCCGCUCGCACACAAAAUGCUCCGAAGUUUACGGCAAAUAACGAGGCUAGGUAGAUCCCUAAAGACGCCAAUCCCGGCCAGAAGCCUGCUUAAAUUGCCAGCCAACUCCAGACUCCAGGCUCCCUUGCACACCAGCGUUGCCUUGUUGAAAUACGACAAGAAAUCCUCGCGAGCGUCGGAUGAUUUGGACAGCGACGACGAGGAUGAUGAGGAUUUCAAGGACGAAAGGGACUCCAAGGUGGUCAAGACCAAGGUGAACUCGCUGCGUGCUGAUCUUUUGCUGAAAGCUGGCCUGGGCAUGGCCAGGAACAAAGUGGAACUAAAUUUCUAUGAGAGCAAGAUAAGAGUCAAUGGAAAAAAGCUGGCCAAGAAGAGUGCCCAGCUCGAUAUCGGCGAUGACAUCGAUGUGAUCAGAGGUUUUAGCCAGACGAAUCCUUCUCACCUGGUCGUGGCCCGCGUCUCCAUCCUCUCCGCCAGCGAACGCGAAGAGGGACUCAGUGUUCACCUGCGUCGCUACAAAUCCCUGCUGGUAGAGAACUACAGAGGACCCAACGCCUUUAAAUCCUCGGAACACGUCGCUCAUUAAAUCAAGUUAGGAAGAAAUUGAUGAUGCUGCUUAGUAAAUUAGAAAUGGCAUUCUCAUUUAAUUGCACGAGGGUUGUAUUCGAGUAAGUUAUAAAUAAAAUUUCAAAAA